Molecule: messenger RNA, 2217 nt
Organism: Chelmon rostratus (copperband butterflyfish)
Lineage: Eukaryota; Metazoa; Chordata; Actinopteri; Chaetodontiformes; Chaetodontidae
Gene: ctsf
Product: cathepsin F
Exons: 14
Coding region: 162-1589 (475 amino acids)
Cellular component (GO): lysosome
Molecular function (GO): cysteine-type endopeptidase activity; cysteine-type endopeptidase inhibitor activity
Source: RefSeq, a predicted model, not a curated record
UUACAUUUGUUUGGCAACAACGCUGUAACCUUGUCUCUUGUAUAACCACUGAUGAUAUCUGGAUAUCGAUUUGUCUUCUAGGAAAACCAGCAUCCCUCUUUUUAACCGAGCAAAGACCGGACACCGGUCCCUUUUCUUUCUGACAACACACAGGGACCAACAUGAUGGCCGGGCUCCGCGGUUGUCGGGUAAUCCUGUGGCUGGCCCUGUCCGCCGUGCUGGGCUCUGCACUCGGGCUUGGUGAGGACCUCGACCGGCCUCUGUUCGGGCCUCCCGGCUCUCCUGUGCGACUGCGGGAGUCUGACCCAGGCCUGAAGAAGGCUCUGGAGUUCGCCGAGGAGCGCUACAACCGGGGCUCCAACGCCAUGCACCUCCGUAAAGUCAGCCGGCUCAUCUCUGCCACCAAACAGCUGGUUAAGGGUAUCCGCUACACUAUAACAGUGGAACUGAGUAACACUCAAUGUAAGAAAUCCACCAUGCUCAGGACAUGUGACUUCUAUCCCGAGUCAAAGAAUCUCAAGACGGAGGUGUGUGUGUUCGAAGUGUGGGAUGUUCCCUGGCAGGGCACUUCAACUCUGCUCAAACAGAAGUGCCAGCCGAAAGUUGAACCUCAACAAGAAGAGACCAACAAGGUGAUGGAUGCACCCACCAGCCAGCCUCUGGAGGAGUCUGUGGAGCUGUUGGGCCAGUUCAAAGAAUUCAUGGUGAAAUACAAUAAGGUCUACAGCAGCCAGGAAGAGGCAGACCGUCGUCUGCGCAUCUUCCACGAGAACCUGAAAACCGCUGAGAAGCUCCAGUCUUUGGAUCAAGGGUCAGCUGAGUAUGGAGUCACCAAGUUCAGCGACCUAACUGAGGAAGAGUUUCGCUCUACGUACCUGAACCCGCUCCUGAGCCAGUGGACUCUCCAUCGACCCAUGAAACCGGCCCCUCCUGCCCGAGACCCCGCCCCUGCCAGCUGGGAUUGGCGUGAUCAUAGAGCUGUCAGUCCGGUUAAGAACCAGGGUAUGUGUGGAUCCUGCUGGGCAUUUUCUGUCACAGGCAACAUUGAAGGCCAGUGGUUCCUGAAAAAUGGGACGUUGCUGUCCCUCUCUGAACAAGAGCUGGUUGACUGUGAUGGGCUGGACCAGGCCUGCAGAGGAGGGCUGCCGUCAAACGCUUAUGAGGCUAUUGAGAAACUGGGUGGUCUGGAGUCAGAGGCCGACUAUUCCUACAGUGGGCAGAAGCAGAGGUGCGACUUCACCACUGGGAAGGUGGCCGCCUACAUCAACAGCUCUGUGGAGCUGUCCAAAGAUGAGAAGGAAAUCGCAGCUUGGCUGGCUGAGAAUGGACCAAUCUCUGUCGCUCUGAAUGCGUUCGCCAUGCAGUUCUACAGGAAGGGUGUGUCCCACCCUUUGAAGAUCUUCUGCAACCCCUGGAUGAUCGACCACGCUGUGCUGAUGGUGGGAUACGGAGAGCGUAAAGGUAUCCCAUUCUGGGCCAUCAAAAACAGCUGGGGAGAGGAUUAUGGAGAGCAGGGUUACUACUACCUGUACAGGGGCUCCAAUGCAUGUGGGAUCAACAAGAUGUGCUCAUCUGCUGUAAUCAACUAAAGCACAAACACCACAUAUUUACUCACACACACACGUGCACACAUACACUACAUGUACCACAGGUGCCAGCUGACCCCACCUUCUCUCUACCCACACACACAUUUGAUUGCGACUGCAUGACGAUUACAUUCAAACACACAUAAAGUACUACUGAUGUUACUUUUCCGUUAAACCAGACUAGUGUUUGAUCCUUAUACUUCACACCUCGUGUCAAUUUACUGAAAACAUACCAGCUAUAGCAAAGCUAGGGUUGCUGAGAAGUUUUGUAGUAAUUUCAAACUAGAUCUUAUGUGUGCAUUUCAUUCUGUUAGUCCUGCAGGUCAAAAUGAGUGCUGUGUUUUAGGCAGUAUUGGUUUUAACUCAUCUUUCCGCACAGUAACUGAGCUCAUGUUCGAUAAGGAGCAUGCACUAAUUGUUGUUAGCCUUGUGUCUUCAGUUUUCCUGGAUGUUUCGAUAAUAGCGCUCAUGCUAAUGUUAUGUAGUGCUUGAGAGGGGUUUUUUUUUGAAAGAUGGGGGUUUUACCUUAUACUGGUUUGCACAUUACUACGUAACUGUAAUGCAAUAGUAAAAAACUGCUGUAAGACAGUGAGAAAUCAAUGAAGAUUGAAUAAAAAAGUGUGGAAUCCUA